AAAAAAAAACGAAAUAAAAACUGAAGCUUUUUAAUAAUUAACUGGCUCUCCAUUAACGAGUCUUCGUCAAAAGCUCCGCAGGAACCUUCUCUGAAGCAUCUCCGAUACGUCAUCCCUAAAUUGGAAGCCCUACUAAACCAUUUUCUACAAUCUCCUGACUGGAGGCUUUCCAAACAAAAUAGAAGCUAAGGUCUUGACUUUAUUUUACUAUAAGUUUGAAGUUGUGAGAUGGCAGAGAAAGCAUGUGUUAAGCGUCUUCAGAAAGAAUAUAGAGCACUCUGUAAAGAACCAGUCUCCCAUGUGGUUGCAAGCCCAUCCCCAAAUGACAUUCUUGAGUGGCAUUAUGUCUUGGAGGGAAGUGAAGGGACACCUUUUGCAGGUGGAUACUAUUAUGGAAAGAUCAAAUUCCCCCCAGAGUAUCCAUAUAAACCUCCUGGAAUCACCAUGAUCACUCCCAGUGGAAGGUUCAUGACACAAAAGAAAAUCUGCUUAUCUAUGAGUGACUUUCAUCCAGAGAGUUGGAACCCUAUGUGGUCUGUAUCAAGCAUACUCACAGGGCUUCUCUCAUUCAUGAUGGAAACUAGUCCUACCACUGGCAGUGUGAAUUCAACCCCUGAUGAGAAGCGACGACUAGCAAAAGCAUCUCUUGCUUUCAAUUGUAAGAAUGCGACAUUCAGGAAAAUGUUUCCAGAAUAUGUGGAGAAGUAUAACCAGCAGCGGCUUGCAGAGCAGCAGGUUUUGGAGCAGGUGCUGCCAGAUGCACCUCACGAAGAAAAUUCCCAACCAAAGGUUGAAAAAGUUGUUAAUUUGCCAAAGGACAUUAAAACUGUAGAUACUGUGAAGGACACGAGAAGAAACAGGAAGCAGACAUUGCCAACCUGGAUGAUGUUGCUUUUGGUUUCCAUCUUUGGCGUUGUAAUGGCAUUGCCUCUACUUCAACUUUGAUAUUUCUCGGUCAAUAAUUGGAAAGUCUAUAGGGGAUAGUAGACAUACAGGCUUUUGCUAGGCCAGAAAAAAUCCUUUGUGCUUCUUAGUGUUUUGGUGAACUUAAGCAUAACUUCUGUAUAGUGAUUUGCACCAAGGAGGCUCAAUUGGAUUUCUCCUUUAAUGUUGGCGUUGGUAGUUGAGCAAUGUUCCAACAUGUUUGCUGAUGUUAUCCUAUAUUUUUGGUUAAA
This is a messenger RNA of Mangifera indica (mango), 1175 nucleotides long. RefSeq names its product ubiquitin-conjugating enzyme E2 34-like. The coding region runs from base 229 to 945 and encodes 238 amino acids. The record is from RefSeq and is a predicted model, not a curated record. The transcript has 10 exons. NCBI's taxonomy places the organism in Eukaryota, Viridiplantae, Streptophyta, Magnoliopsida, Sapindales, Anacardiaceae.